AUGACCGUGGUCUCGAAGCCGCAGAAGGACACCAAGGAGGUCAAACUUCAGUUCCUUUUGCGCAUCCGCGCAAGUGGAUUGAGCCAUGCCUUUUCUACCAAUGACUCGAGGUUCGACACAGUUCGCGGCCUCUGGCUUGGUUCUGGCAUGGAUUCCGACGAGGUUUUGGAGGAGAAAAUUGCCGCGCUGUCCAAGUACCUUGUUGCGGACACCUAUGGCAACGUGCAAGUGUGGUCUAGGAUCUUGAAAGCUCCUGUGGAUCGGCUGCGCGCCGAUGAGGUUGCUCAUUUUUUGUUCACGGUGCUGCAGUUGCGCUUGCCGAGCGAAGGAACAUACGCUGCCAUCACUGGAGUCUUGGCAAGCCUGGACCCGUCGUGCACGAGCUUUGAUUUGCGGACUAAGUUGCAAACAGUGAAAACUGCGUGGACAAGCAUGAAAACUCGUUUGGGCAAGACCCAUGCAGAUCCGCCACAGUUACUGCAGACAUUGCCUGCAACGUUUGAAGAAUUGCCAGAGGAGCUGCGAGCUCAGUUUGGUGAGGCACGCCCUUUGCAUCCGUGGCCAAUCAACGCAGGGGAAGUUGAGCGGCAGAUCUUACGGGUGCCGAUUCGCAGCACUCAUGCAAGUCUUCAGGAAAAGAAGGCUAAUCCGUUGGAAGCUUUGGCAGACAUUCUUAUGUUGCGUGCUCAAGGUGGCCGAAGCAGUGGUGAGAACAUCUUUGAAGCUGGAUUGAAAAACUUGAAGAUUUUUUCUCCCACGCGGAGAAGCAGUGCGGAAGGGAAGGACAAGGAGAAACAGCUUCAGUUGCAAAGGUUGGCGGUAGGCGAUGCGUUGAGGCAUGGUGCUUCAGGAGGUGUGCCACAGGCACCUCUUUGCUUGGAAGAUCAGAGAAGUGGCACAGAGGUGCCACCUUGUGCGCCGGCCAGGAGCGGUGCCAAGAUAAAGGCUGUGGGCGAUGCAUUCUCUACGGGAGAUGCAGGUUGUGGGAGCAUCUCUACGGGAGCAUGUCAUCUGCAGAUGCUUGUCCCUGUGGGGGAUAACGUAAUCUCUGCGCGAGGUGCAGCCUCUGAGCAUAUAACGACUGUGGCAUGCCCUCGUGAGGCGAGUGUCCCUGAGGGGGAUAAGCAGCAGCCUGCUGUCCCUGCGGGGGAUGCAGGGCGACUGGAGAAGCAGCAGGGGGCGCCGAAGACUCGCAGCGGUGCGUAUGAGGCACACGCUGCGAAGUUUUUGGCAUCCCGCCAAGCUGCGAAGGAGGCGAAGGCGAACCGGGGUUCGGGCGAAGAGGUGGCACCACAGGGGGAACCUUGCUCGCGGGGCAAAGGUUUGAAGCGGCCGGCAGCUGCUAUGAAACGGCCAGCAGGAAAGCGACCGCGCGAAGAGGCGGCAACAGUGGAGCCAGAGGUGGGCGGUUAUCAUAAUGUGGUUUUCCAGGCGAAGACACAUGGGAAGUGCAAGGUGGAGUACUAUACCCACAAAAGUUACAUUCGCCGUUUCCAAGAGGACGCGAAGAAGUGGGUUAUGGUAUUAGGUUGCACACAUCCGAAACACCACAAGAAAGUGUGCGCGCUUCUUGUGCCUCACGUCAAACGCGGUUGUUUGCGGGAAGCGUUGCUGCAGGUGCGCGCGGAGUGCUGUUGGAUGGCUGUCAAGGAGACGAAGAAGGCCGAGCCCAGCUCCUACUCGGAGGAGAGUGAAGAAGAAACUCGGGAGGUGGAGCCCGUGGUGUCUGUGAAAAGUAAAAGUAUGCCUGCACCUGCGAGGUCAGGGAUGGGUGACGCUGCACCUGCAGGGAGUGGCAAACCUGACGCAUCUCAUGUGGUGCCGAAGGGUUCUCCUCCGCCGCCGCCGUUGCCCCCAUCGGAGAAUGAUCGGCGAGCGGACUCGGAGGAGACAGAAGAGGCCCUGCGAGGGCCACGGGCCCGGUCCCUGAUGCGUCCACCAAGGUCGCCAUCGCCGCGCGCGGUGGGGGCCACGCCCAAAAGUGCCGCCCUCGGGAAAAAAAGGGAUGGCGACACAGGGCAUGGCGGCAAAGGCCAUGGUGGCAAAGGCUAUGGCGGCAAGGGACAUGGCAAAGAAGGACGGGAGCAGUGCAUGCACUGUUGGAAGCCACUUCCGGCCUUCCAAGUGGCCGAAGCCCAGAGGGCCGCGGAGCAGCUCAAACAAGAUCGCCAGGACGCCUACGAGGCGCAUGGAGGACACGUGCCGUUUCCGGAUGAUCCCUUCUACGGGGAGGAGCGCUCCAAGAACCGUGGUCGCGCCCACGCGGCGCAUGAGGAUCGUGGCCGAGAGGUGCAUCGCAAACGUGCUCACGCGGUACAUGGUGAGGCUGGCCGCGCGCCAGGGUCGGGCCGGAGGGAGCGUGGCCUGGAGCAGAUCUGCCCCAAGCGCAAGGACAAGACGGAGCGAACUGCUCCGGCUGCGGAGGAGAGGGAGAUCCUGCGUGUCCGCGAGACGCGCCCCGAGAAAAAGUGCAAGGAGGUGACGUUGAAGGCCGCAAAGAAAGACAAAGGCGACCGCAAGACGGAGAAGGCCAAGGUCGCAUAUGUCCUGGUGAGGAAGCCCAGCAAGAAGCGCAAACAACAGAAGAUGGUGCUGGUCUCAAGCAGUCCGUCGCCGGAGGUGGUUCGUCGCCGCAAGCGCGACAGCCCGGACGAGGAUGAUGACUCAGACACCCCCGGGGAUAUGGUGCUGGAGCGCACAGGCCGCGGCACGUACAGAGUGGUACGUGUGCUUGCAUGUCGGACGGAUGUCGGCAUGGCUUCUGUCUCGGGUGCGGCGACGCCCAGUGCGUCUGCUGCGACAGCACCGGCCUGCGCGGCAAGUGAGGCGCCAAGUGCGCCGGACAGCUUAAGUUGCAAGUUAUGUUGCAGGACGUUGCCUUCGUCAGCUCCUGGACGCAUGCGUGGGAAGUCUUGGACAUGUCGUCAUUGCCUCUCGCUUGAAACUAUGCUCUAUCGGCACCUGGGAAGCACGGAAGCACAGGGCUGGUCAGUCGAUUCCCGUGAUGACUUUUUCCGUAAGGCCACGUCUUUGAUGAAUCUUGCCGGAUGCACGUGGUCUACGGUGAAAACCUUGAUCGUGGAGUGCCAGGCCACGCGCCUGAUUAAGGAGCAAUCCAAUCAGGUAACGGCUAAAUCUCUUCCUCUCGAAGUCUGGUUGAAGAAGGGCUGGAAGAAAGAAGCGGUGGAGCAAUACCCGUCCGAGGAAGAUCCGAACCUGGGCACGCUGUACGCAAUUCCCGUGAAAUCCACAACCAUGAAGGAGGCGAAGCAGUUGAUUGAAGAACAGAUGCAAAGGAAGGAGAAAGAAGUCAUGGGAAAGAAGAACAACGGCAAGCGCUCAGACAAAGCGGAAGAGACACAAGAACAAGAGUGGGAUGUGGUGCCGCACAAGCCCGCUACGGGCGGGGAAGGGCGCCCAGGAAAGAAGGCCAAGACUUCCACCUCCACGGCAGCUGCCAAGGAAAAGGCUGACAAGUCUGCCUUGAGGGCUGCGAGCCAGGCGAACAAGGCAAAUGAAAGCAUGGCAUUGUUGGCGGCCAAGGCCACGGGAAUGCUGUCGAAGAUGCUGAAGUCUUCCCAGACCUUGCUACAGCAGGCAGAGAAGGCGAAUGUGGAUCUGCCGGAACAAAUGAAGAGUUUGGAACAAGCUGUGGAACGCGCUACUAUGUGGAACAAAGCCUGCGUGGAUGCCCUGCCAUUGGCGACGGCAGCUAAAGGGACUGGAGCUCGCCUUGCAGAUUUGCCUUUCACGGCAAAAGAUUUGCAGGACUUCAUAAAGGCGACUGCAGAAGUGCAGAAGGAGAUUCGUGCUGCCGCAAAGGUCUUGAAGGAGAAAGAAAAAACCGCUGAGGGCGGGGAGACUGCAGAGAAGUGUACAGUUUGCAGUGGCAAGAAACGUCGGGACGUGGUUUGCAUCAGGAAGCUCAGCAAGGAGGAAGAAGACAAUCUGAAAGAGUGCCUUGCUGUGCCUAAUGUGGCCGAGAGCCGCAUACUGAAAAUUUGGAACAUAGCUGGUCACUUGCGAAAGAAUGCCUGCGAGGUAAAGCAGAGCCAGAUGCAAAGCUUGUCGGCUGAGCGUCUACGUGAUGCUCGGGCAUGUUAUCGAAAGUGGCCUGUGCCGGAAACGAAUGAAGUGGUUUGGUUGCCUUGCCUUCCAGCGCUUCUGCAACACGUUGUGGAAGUGCCUGUGUGGCACAACGCUCUCAUACAGGCUCACGCGGCUGCCAACGGCUUGCUACGUCCCAUUUUAUAUCAUGAUGAUGUGACAUGCGGAAACAUCUUGGUGGUGCACAAGGUCAAGAAGAUAACUGCGGUAUAUCUUAGCUUCAAGGAAAUGAGGCCACACGUGGGGCUGGAAGCUGCGUGGCUGCCUUUAUUGGUCAUCCAACGCCUUCAACAAGACAAAAUUCCAGGCGGCUUAUCAAGGAUCUUGGCACACAUGGUGAAAGAAAUAGCCCGAGAAGUUGCUCCGGGUGGAUUGAAGCUUGACUUUGGUGACCAAACACUUUGCUUCACACUGUCUGAUCAAUUUCUCUUUCUAUCAGACAUGGAAGCCCAACGAGCAACAUGGUCCACCAAAGGGUCAGCUGGGCUCAAACCAUGCAUGUUUUGUAGCAACAUCAUUUCCAAACAAGCAUUGCCUGCAGGUGAUCCUGAGGGGACAUUUGCCACUAUCGCUUCGGCCGCUUGGCAAGACUUCUGUCCGAUCAGUGACGAAGACUUUGCGAAUGCAGCGAAGCAUCUAGCCACCUUGACGAAAAGAAGCGAGAGAGAUGCAUGGGAAAAAGCCUAUGGUUUGGCGUGGGAUGCCAACUCAAUUCUGGCGGAUCCCAAUGCUCUUCACUUGCUUCCACCUUCCUUGGCUUGCAACGACGUGUUGCAUAAUCACUACUGCAACGGCAUUGCGUCCUUGGAGAUAUCUCUGGUGGUAGAAAUGUUGCAGGAGAAUGAAAUUUCCUUGACAGAUCUACGGGAUCUGUCCGUGAGUGGCGCAUGGCGUCGCCCCAGAAAAACAGAGAAAAUGUCACAGACAUUUCUGCAACGCAUUCUGUCGCCCAAAAUGUUUGAAGGCAAAUCAUACAAGGGAGACGGAACUGACACGCAACCACUUGUUUUCAUGCUAUGGUAUGUCCUGCAUGAGAAAGUGCCACAAAAGGACGAAAUCGUCCCGAGCAGGCAAAGCUUCGAGUGGCUUCAUCAAUGCAGCAGAGAACUCCGGUUCUUGAAGACACACUUUGAAGCUAUCCGACAUGAGCAUCAAGUAACGCGUCUACGUGACGCGCAAGCAACUCAUCAAGCGAAGUUUACAGCCGCCUAUGGCGAAGAUGCGUGCCUGCCAAAGCACCACCACCGCUUUCAUUUGCCUGCUUCCGCAUUGAAGUUGGGAUUCUUGCCGCACUGUGAACCACAUGAAGCCAAGCAUAGAUGCCUAAAAAGCGGAGGCCUAGUGGAUAGACAGAAAGGAAGACUGGCUGCUCACAAUGAAAUACAGACCCAUCUGCUCUCCCGCUUUCUGGAAACCACAAAACAACAAGCCAUGGAACACGGUCUGGCACGAUGGGAACUGUUGCCACCCACGCGGUCUGCAGCAGAAGAAUGGCGCCGCACUUUGUCAGACGCAUCCUUGAUAUGCGGCAAGCAAAUCCAAUUGCUACAGCACAUUUUGCGUGUGGAAGAGCCUCUCUUUUUGAACCAUCUGGCCUACGUGGUCAAAGAUUGCCUAAGUGGCGACCAAACAGGAAUCUGGCUGCGGCUGCGACCUCUGCGGCUGGAACACAUGCAAGCAUGGGGAAGCACGCAUCCGCUUCAUCUGGUCCUUGACUUUGGGGCCUCGAAGCCUGGUUGCAAAGGGAAACUGUGGCUGGGCGGUGAAAACGCCUCUGGCGAUGUGCGGCUGCUGAUUGAGAAUGGCAUCAGCGUCGUGCAGCCUGCCUCCAGGAAGCCAGCGCCUGCUGAAAGCUUGCAAAUCAAACUCAUGCCAUGGGUCGACGGGACCGGGUUAGCUUCAGGUGAUGUGUCAUUGGAUGACUUCCUGAAGACGGUCGACGAGCUGAUCGCCAUGAUGCUGGACGGUGAAGCGGUGCUCUCGUGCUGUAAAAACGGCGCGCACCGUAGUGCGACAGAAACCACCAUAGUGGUGAUGCGAGUGACUGGCUGGGAUGCCCAGCGAAGUGCCAACUAUGUUAGCCAACUGCGCAACUUGGUGGACCUCGACAGCACAGCUCCACCGUCGGCGUUUCGCCGGGUUCCGACCAAGCCGAUUGAGUUUCUCAAGGGGAACCAAGAUCGGAUCUUGGAAGGAAGCUUGAAUUUGGCGGCCAACACGGUGGUCACCCCGAUCCAGUUUCGCAGCAAAGCUCGCGACUUGGGCUUUGAGACCAAAGGGGCAGCACCUGAAGAUGACGGACUACGGCCUAGGGCCAAGGCAAUGCCGGCAAUGCCAAGGACAGCUGGAACGCAGACCGGGAUUUCGUCCUACGAGGUGAUCAGCGCACCCAGUGGCAACGACACCUUGAAUACCGUGUCAAGCCAGGAGAUGAGCUCCUUGAGUUCCUCGGACACUCCUCCAGGUUCUACAAAGCGUUUGCGGCGUGAAGGCGGUUUUGUGGUGGUUAAGGACGAGCUCGCCACCGAAGAGAUGAGGGCCCAAAAGCUGACCGAUAUUUGUGACCAGCUGAGUCUGUUGAAUGACAAGCUGCUGGGUAACCUUAGACGUUCCAUGCGCCCGCCUGAGCCAGAGAACCCGCCGAAGUCAAAGACAGCAGACGCUUCUGCUGUUGCUUCUUCGGCCUCUGGCCAGGUUCAACCGGCCACUGGCCUUGAGAAAGGGGAGGAAGGGGCUGCGAUGGGCCACGUCAAGCCUGCAGGUGACGAGCCUGAGGGCAAGAAGACCGAGGAGGUGAUUGAGGUGCCCGACGAUCCCAUGGGAUGUGUCUUGGCUAUAUAG
Cladocopium goreaui is the source of this 6948-nucleotide messenger RNA. Lineage: Eukaryota; Dinophyceae; Suessiales; Symbiodiniaceae. The record is from the annotation of a GenBank genome assembly.